Messenger RNA from Cooperia oncophora, 324 nucleotides. Lineage: Eukaryota; Metazoa; Nematoda; Chromadorea; Rhabditida; Trichostrongylidae. The record is from the annotation of a GenBank genome assembly.
AUGGAAAUUUCAGAUCAAAUCAAUAUUGCACACAAGAAACUCGUCAAAGGAACUCGACUGAAAUGGGGAGAUGCAUUCGAGCGAGCUUUUCAGUUCAAUCUCGGAAAUGCUGAGUUCAGUUGUGGUGCUAAAUUGACCGAUUUCGCGGGAGCCCAUGCUCUCCUCAGCGACGGAUGCGUCGAACUGAUUGAGCGUCUCGCUGAGGGUCUUGACAUCCGUUACAGUCAUGAGGUCACGCUGGUCGAAUGGCUGCGAGCAAAAAAGUCAGUGACAGUAAGCUGCCGCAAUGGAAAGAAGUUUAACGCAGAUAAAGUAAGUUACUGA